AUGAGCGUGGAGAGGAACCUGGUUGUUACCCCGACAAUGAGCGUGGAGAGGAACCUGGUUGUUACCACGGCGAUGAGCGUGGAGAGGAACCUGGUUGUUACCGCGGCGAUGAGCGUGGAGAGGAACCUGGUUGUUACCGCGGCGAUGAGCGUGGAGAGGAACCUGGUUGUUACCGCUGCAAUGAGCGUGGAGAGGAACCUGGUUUCUACCGCAACAAUGAGCGUGGAGAGGAACCUGGUUGUUACCGCGGCAAUGAGCGUGGAGAGGAACCUGGUUUCUACCGCAACAAUGAGCGUGGAGAGGAACCUGGUUUCUACCGCAACAAUGAGCGUGGAGAGGAACCUGGUUGUUACCACGGCAAUGAGCGUGGAGAGGAACCUGGUUGUUACCACGGCGAUGAGCGUGGAGAGGAACCUGGUUGUUACCGCGGCGAUGAGCGUGGAGAGGAACCUGGUUGUUACCGCUGCAAUGAGCGUGGAGAGGAACCUGGUUUCUACCGCAACAAUGAGCGUGGAGAGGAACCUGGUUGUUACCGCGGCAAUGAGCGUGGAGAGGAACCUGGUUGUUACCGCGGCAAUGAGCGUGGAGAGGAACCUGGUUGUUACCACGGCAAUGAGCGUUGAGGAACCUGGUUGUUACCACGACGAUGAGCGAGUGAGAACCUGGUUGUUACCACGGCAAUGA
Molecule: messenger RNA, 684 nt
Organism: Knipowitschia caucasica
Lineage: Eukaryota; Metazoa; Chordata; Actinopteri; Gobiiformes; Gobiidae
Source: the annotation of a GenBank genome assembly